Bemisia tabaci is the source of this 1586-nucleotide messenger RNA. It is a transcript of the gene AP-1mu, whose product is annotated as adaptor protein complex 1, mu subunit. NCBI's taxonomy places the organism in Eukaryota, Metazoa, Arthropoda, Insecta, Hemiptera, Aleyrodidae. Gene Ontology annotation, biological process: vesicle-mediated transport; intracellular protein transport. Gene Ontology annotation, cellular component: clathrin adaptor complex. The record is from RefSeq and is a predicted model, not a curated record.
AUGUCAUGUCAACAAAGGCCGUGUUUUGAUAAGGGCGGAAAGUGAAUUCGUUCACGCUAAAUAGUUAAUUUUAUUUAUUUUUGUGACUUAGUUAAGUUGUUAUCAUGGUAUAAUUAAAUUCAUUCAGUCUAGUUUUAUAUUUAAUUAAACACCUAUAUCAGUAUUGGCAACUGUAAGUAAAGGAAGAUAAUCCAAGAUGUCUGCCUCUGCCAUAUACAUAUUAGAUGUCAAAGGGAAAGUCCUUAUAUCGAGGAAUUACCGAGGAGACAUUGACAUGAACGUCAUAGAAAAAUUCAUGCCACUACUAAUGGAAAAAGAGGAGGAAGGGAUGCUCACGCCCAUGCUCCAGACCUCCGAGUGCACGUUUUCUUAUAUCAAGUACAACAACUUGUACAUUGUAUCUACCACGAAGAAAAAUGCAAAUAUCGCCUUAGUCUUUGUAUUUCUACAUAAAAUUGUACAGGUUAUGACUGAAUAUUUUAAAGAAAUAGAAGAAGAAAGUAUAAGAGAUAAUUUCGUCGUAAUAUAUGAAUUACUGGAUGAAAUUUUAGAUUUUGGAUACCCUCAAACUACGGAUAGCAAAAUUUUACAAGAAUAUAUAACCCAAGAAGGUCAUAAACUGGAGAUUCAACCCAGAAUUCCAAUGGCUGUCACGAAUGCAGUUUCAUGGCGAUCUGAAGGAAUCAAGUAUCGCAAAAAUGAAGUAUUUUUAGAUGUCAUUGAAUCAGUUAAUCUUCUCACAAACGCAAAUAAAAAUGUAUUACGCAGUGAAAUAGUUGGUGCUAUUAAGAUGAGGGUCUAUCUUUCUGGUAUGCCAGAGUUACGGCUGGGUCUAAAUGACAAAGUUCUGUUUGAAAGUACAGGGCGAGGCAAAUCAAAAUCGGUUGAGCUUGAAGAUGUCAAAUUUCAUCAAUGUGUCAGAUUAUCAAGGUUUGAAAACGAUAGAACAAUAUCUUUUAUCCCUCCGGACGGUGAAUUUGAAUUGAUGUCCUAUAGGCUUAACACUCAUGUAAAACCAUUGAUCUGGAUCGAGAGCGUCAUUGAAAGACAUGCGCACAGUCGAGUAGAGUAUAUGGUAAAAGCUAAAUCGCAGUUCAAGCGUCGCUCAACAGCAAACAAUGUCGAGGUCAUAAUUCCUGUUCCCGCUGAUGCUGAUUCGCCCAAGUUUAAAACUACUGUAGGCAGUGUCAAGUAUGCUCCAGAACAAAAUGCCAUCAUGUGGACCAUUAAAUCAUUCCCAGGAGGAAAAGAAUUCCUGAUGCGAGCUCAUUUCGGCCUUCCAAGCGUGGAGAAUGAGGACAGUGAAGGAAAACCACCUAUCCAAGUCAAGUUUGAAAUUCCAUACUUCACGACGUCUGGUAUUCAGGUGCGGUAUUUGAAAAUUAUCGAAAAGAGUGGUUAUCAAGCAUUGCCUUGGGUUAGGUACAUCACUCAAAAUGGUGAUUACCAGUUGAGAACAAACUAAACCAGUUCAUCCCUCCAAUCAUUCUUUUUACGUUUUCAGAUGUUUAUCAUUCCCAGUUGUAAGUUAAAUGUAUUUAAGAUCUUCAAUAAAAAUCAAGAAAGCACGGCAAAUGAAACAAAAA